AUGGUGUCUCGUAGAAGUGAAAAUGCACAGCUGCAUUUAGGGUUUGGUGUGCUUCGGCAAAACGCAGGCGUCAAAUUGGAUACGACGGAGAAUAAGAGUGAUAAGGCCGUUAUCGUGAAACAACUUUCGGUGGAGUGCAGUGUGCCUCAGGCACAUCAAAACAUCGAAUUGCUACAAGUACUCGCCCUCGGAUCCACAAGAGCCUCCAACCCCUUCACCCACAAUGAGUCCCCUCCCGAUCUAAACCGCUUGCCGGUAUGGGGAUGUAAAAAGCUAUUCCCUGGUGUCAUGAACCUGCACGAAGUACAGCUUCGGCAUUUAAAACAACCAGAUGGUGAUGACGACCCACAAUUCUCUUGGGUGCCUUCAUCUCCCUCCAGCAAAGACGUUGCUUCACCUACUCCGAUAAUAGGGGAUGAAUGUGAUCUUGGCAUAGGAGAGGAAGAAGGGGGAUCUGGGUUGCCAUAUCCAUGCCAGUUUUGUGACAAGUCUUUUAGUCGUCUGAGCUACCUGAAACAACACGAGCAAAUCCACAGUGACAAGUUACCUUUCAAGUGUACCUAUUGCAGUUGUCUUUUUAAGCACAAGAGAAGUAGGGACCGCCACAUAAAACUCCACACAGGAGAUAAAAAGUAUCAUUGUCAUGAAUGUGAGGCUGCCUUUUCCCGCAGCGACCACCUGAAAAUUCACUUAAAAACACACAGUUCUAGCAAGCCAUUUAAAUGCACAGUGUGUAAGGGUGGAUUCUCCUCAACUAUUUCACUGCAGAGUCACAUGCAGGCUCACAGAAAAAACAAGGAAUAUAUGACAGACAAAGAGAUGAAGAAGUGCGACUUCAUGUGUGAUUACUGUGAAGAGACAUUUAGCCAGACUGAAGAGCUGGAGAAGCAUGUGAUGACACACCAUCCACAGCUCUCAGAAAAAGCUGAUCUGCAAUGUAUUCAUUGCCCUGAAGUAUUUGCAGAUGAAACCUCUUUGCUUACCCAUAUCGACCAAGUCCAUGCUAACAAAAAACACAAGUGUCCUAUGUGCCCAGAGCAGUUUUCUUCAGUAGAAGAAGUCUAUUGUCAUCUUGAUAGCCACAGACAGCCUGACUCAAGUAACCAUAGCAUUAGUCCAGAUCCAGUUCUAGGUAGUGUGGCAUCAAUGAGCAGUGCAACCCCUGAUUCGAGUGCUUCAUUGGAACGAGCUUCCACUCCAGAUUCUACUCUGAAGCCUAUAAGUGGUCAUAAAAAAACAGGGUCAUUGGAAAGAGAAGCUGGGCAGAACUGGCCUAAAAUUGCCUACAGCUGUCCUUACUGUUCUAAACGAGACUUUAACAGUUUGGCAGUUCUUGAAAUUCAUUUGAAAACAAUCCAUGUGGAUAAACCUCAGCAAAACCAUACAUGUCAGAUCUGUCUGGAUUCCUUGCCUACUUUGUACAACCUAAAUGAGCAUGUCAGAAAGGUACAUAAGAACCAUGCAUACCCAAUGGUACAGUUUUGCAACAUAACAGCAUUUCACUGUAACUAUUGUCCAGAGAUGUUUGCUGAUAUAAACAGCCUCCAAGAGCAUAUACGAAUUACACAUUGUGGCCCAACUGCAACACCACAGGAAGGCAAUAAUGCUUUCUUUUGUAACCAGUGUUCUAUGGGAUUUCUUACAGAGUCUUGCUUGACAGAACAUAUUCAACAAACACACUGCAAUGUAGGAAGCUCAAAAUUGAAAUCACCUGCCAUUAAGCCAACACAGUCUUUCAUGGAAGUGUAUUCAUGCCCUUACUGUACAAACUCCCCCAUAUUUGGCUCCAUACUAAAGCUCACAAAACAUAUUAAAGAAAAUCACAAAAACAUUCCACUGGCACAUCAUAAGAAGUCUAAAUCUGAACAAAGUCCUGUCUCAUCAGAUGUUGAAGUGUCUUCCCCUAAAAGGCAAAGGUUGUGUGCCAGCCUUAACUCUGUGUUCAAUGGAGAGUAUCCUUGUAAUCAGUGUGAUCUAAAGUUUUCCAACUUUGAUACAUUUCAAACACAUUUAAUGUCCCAUUUGGAACUGCUCUUAAGAAAGCAGUCCUGCUCUCAGUGUAAAGAGGACUUUGAUUCUCAGGAGUCUCUCCUUCAACAUCUCACAAUGCACUACAUGACAACAUCUACACACUCUGUCUGUGAAAGCUGUGACAAACAGUUUUCUUCAGUGGAUGAUCUGCAAAAGCAUUUAUUAGACAUGCAUACUUUUGUGUUAUAUCAUUGCACGCUCUGCCAAGAAGUCUUUGAUUCCAAGGUUUCCAUCCAAGUACAUCUUGCAGUAAAACACAGCAAAGAGAAGAAAAUGUAUUGUUGUACAGCAUGUAACUGGGAUUUCAGAAGAGAGGUGGACUUGCAGCUUCAUGUGAAGCAUAUCCACUUGGGAAACCCAGCGAAAUCACACAAGUGCAUCUUCUGUGGGGAAACGUUCAGCACAGAAGUAGAGCUUCAGUGCCACAUCACAACUCACAGUAAGAAAUACAAUUGCAAAUUUUGUAGUAAAGCUUUCCAUGCUAUUAUCUUAUUGGAGAAACACCUGCGUGAGAAACACUGUGUCUUUGACGCCAAUAAUCAAAAUCAAAAUGGCACAGCCAAUGGAAUGGCGCCGGCAAAUAAAAAGUCAGAGUCUGUGGAAGCACAGAGUGUGCUGAUAAAGAAUCCAGAUGUUACCAACGGUCAUGAAGCCAGCGAAGAUGAUGUAGAUGCUUCUGAGCCUAUGAAUGGUUGUGAUAUCUGUGGAGCAGCCUAUACAAUGGAAGUUCUCCUGCAAAACCAUCGCCUAAGAGACCAUAACAUCAGACCAGGGGAAGGUGAUGGUUCAAGAAAGAAGGCAGAAUUUAUUAAGGGUACUCACAAAUGCAACAUCUGCUCUAGAACAUUUUUCUCAGAAAAUGGACUCAGAGAACACAUGCAAACACACAGAGGCCCUGCAAAAUAUUAUAUGUGUCCCAUUUGUGGGGAACGGUUUCCCUCCCUUUUAACACUAACUGAGCACAAAGUUACUCACAGCAAAAGCUUGGACACAGGGAAAUGUAGGAUUUGCAAAAUGCCUCUUCAAAGCGAAGAAGAAUUUAUUGACCACUGUCAGAUGCAUCCAGACCUUAGAAAUUCCCUAACUGGAUUUCGAUGUGUUGUGUGUAUGCAGACUGUUACUUCUACUCUUGAGCUUAAAAUUCAUGGUACAUUCCAUAUGCAGAAACUGGUUGGGAAUUCUGCUGCCUCCUCUCCUAAUGGUCAGACAUUGCAGAAGAUGUACAAAUGUGCUCUUUGCUUAAAAGAGUUUAGGAACAAGCAAGAUCUGGUAAAGCUAGAUGUCAAUGGCUUGCCAUAUGGUCUGUGUGCUGGGUGCUUGAGUAGAUCCACCAAUGGACAACCAUCAAACUCAACAUUAGAAGAAGCUUGUGAUCAACUGUGUACUAGUCUAAGGUGCCCAGAGUGUAGUGUCAAAUUUGAAAGUACAGAAGACCUGGAAAGUCAUAUUCAGAUUGCUCACAGAGACCUGGCACGUGAUGGUAGUGGACAAAGAAAAGUUGCUCAGUCCUCUCCAGUCCCUAGAGUAAGUUAAUUCAUUAACUCCUGACAAUAAGAAAUCUUUAACUGAGAUUUAAUGACUAUUAAGUAAUGAUAGUUUUUGUCUUUUUAACUUGAUAUUUACUGCAUUUCAAUUGCCCCUUUUUUUAGAACCACUAGGUGUCAUAUAUUUUCACCACUGUGCUUUUCAGUUUUCUUUUUCUCCAAAGAUUCUUUGAUUGUCACCCUGUGGGUUGGGUAGUUAGCUUUUCUUGUGGCAUAGUAGUGGAAAAUGGAGUGCUCAUUUAAGAAGCACUAGUGUCUGGCGUAAGGAUGCACAAGUUAUGGCACAGGUGUGCACCACCCCUCAUGAAUACAUUGCAACCAAACAAAAGUAACUCUGUAUUCAUGGGGGGGAGGAUGUAAUGAUGCU
Xenopus laevis (African clawed frog) is the source of this 3942-nucleotide messenger RNA. RefSeq names its product zinc finger protein 423 (gene znf423.S). Bases 1 to 3564 code for a protein of 1187 amino acids. NCBI's taxonomy places the organism in Eukaryota, Metazoa, Chordata, Amphibia, Anura, Pipidae. The record is from RefSeq and is a predicted model, not a curated record. The transcript has 4 exons.